CAUGUAGAAUUGUUUGUGUGUAGUUCUGUUUGGUCACUGCGCGAGGUUUGAAAUGUACAGUAAUCAGCUCCGCAUUCACAAUAAUAAAUAAUUGCUGUUAUUCUGCUUUAUCCUAUGAUUGACUCUAUGCUUGAUUUCCAAUACUACUGGGCACUAUUAGCAUUUAAUUACCGGUAGUUUAUUCGUAUGAGUAGAUUAAUAUAUGGUCAGUAUGAUCGAAUUUAAAAUAAAGAACACUACAAAAGGUAAUAAUAAAAUUGAAUAUGACGGGUUUUCAUACAGGAAAGAUCGUCUUCUAGUCUCAGGUGAUCUGUCUUGGAGAUGUAUAAACAAAGACUGUAAAGCUACCAUGAAAACAGAUAAGCAAAUAACAAAAAUUUUGAAGGUAGGAUCACAUCAUCACAGCCAUCCAUCGUCAAUAAUUAUUCCCAAAUCCGAUGCUUUUUCUACCCCCAAUAGAGAUCAAAAUAUAAAUAACAUAUCUAAUAUUGAUGGUAGCUUAAAUUACUCUCACGGUUCUCCAGCUUCCGUUGAGUUUCUUAAUAUGGAAGAUGGUGAGGAGAUUGCUGAGCUUCGGCGUGAAAAUGAUUCUUUGAGGGAGCAACUGACACGCUCAAGAGCCGAGUGGCAGGCAGCAGUCGACCGCUCCAUCCAAAAUGAUUUGCUGAUAAAGAGUAUGACUGAAAAAAAUGUAGCUGACAAGGCGUCUCAAACUGAAUAUGACCCAAUUAAUACCUAUGUAGUCAACAAUAGUUCAGCUAACAAUUCUCUUGGCAACGAUCCCCUUUUGCCUCGGCGUCGCAACGCUUCUUCUGGUGCUGCUCGUGGAAAGUCGGAUGUGCAGAACUACUCCCCUGUCGCUCAGAGUCAGGUGUCCACAUUAAUUGAUAGAUUGAGUGCCUUUCAGAUCAAAAUUGAGAAGGAAGAAGAUGCAACUAGAGUGUGUGUAAUUGCAUCUUAUAAUGUCAAAGAUGAGUCAUCGGAUUCAACAUCCAAUCAGAUGGCGGCAGUUAAGCAGGAGAAUGAUAGCAGCCAAGAACCAGCGCCAGGGUGCAGCACUGCAGACUCUCCAACCGAUGAUGGUUCCAGCCAACAAUAUUUGAUCCCUGGCUACAAUCUCAUAUUCAUCAAAGAGGAUGCAUGUGUUGAGCAAGAGGCAGAAGGAAGUUCAGUGAAGAGUGAAACGGAGAUGUGGCCUCCAAACUGCAUCACAUCAGGAACUGCCAAUGCAACAGAAGUGGGUGGACUGAAGGCACAUUCAAUCUCUCUAGUGGAAAAGUGUACUGAGACAUCUGUGGCUGGCAAAAAGACCAAGCUCUACAGUUGUGCUGACUGCAGCUAUGAAACGCACCGUUCCCAUGAUUUGAAUAAACACAUAAGAAAACACACUGGUGGAAAGCCUUUCAGUUGUGAGAUUUGUGACUAUAAAUGUGCUCAUUCAAGUUGCUUGAAAAGACAUCUCAGAACACAUACAGGGGAAACACCUUUCAGCUGCAACUUUUGUGACUAUAAAUGUGCUCAAUCAAGUAGUUUAAAACGACAUCUCAGAACACAUACAGGAGAAACACCUUUCAUUUGCGAAUUCUGUCACUAUAAAUGUGCUCAAUCAAAUAGUUUGAAAAUACAUCUCAGAACACAUACAGGAGAAACACCUUUCAGUUGCAACUUUUGUGACUAUAAAUGUGCUCGUCCAGAUAGUUUGAAAAUACAUCUCAGAACUCAUACAGGAGAAACACCUUUCAUUUGCGAAUUUUGUGACUAUAAAUGUAAUAAAUCAAGUAGUUUGAAAAUACAUCUCAGAAAACAUACAGGAGAAACACCUUUCAGCUGCACUUUUUGUGACUAUAAAUGUGCUCGUUCAAGUAGUUUGAAAAUACAUCUCAUAACACAUACAGGAGAAACACCUUUCAUUUGCGAAUUUUGUGACUAUAAAUGUACUCAAUCAAGUACUUUGAAAAUCCAUCUCAGAACACAUACAGGAGAAACACCUUUCAGCUGCAACUCUUGUGACUAUAAAUGUGCUCGUUCAAGUUCCUUAAAAAGACAUCUCAAAACACAUACAGGAGAAAAACCUUUCAGCUGCAACUUUUGUGACUAUAAAUGUUUUGACUCAAGUUCCUUAAAAAGACAUCUCAGAACACAUACAGGGGAAACACCUUUUAGUUGCAACUUUUGCGACUAUAAAUGUGCUCGUUCAAGUAGUUUAAAACGUCAUCUCAGAACUCAUACUGGGGAAACAUCUUUUAGCUGCAACUUUUGUGACUUUAAAUGUGGUGACUCAAGUUCCUUAAAAAGACAUCUCAGAAAACAUACAUGAGAAACAAUUUCCAGCUGAGAAUUUUGUAAUUCACAUUUACUCAUUCAAAUUCAUUAAAUUUGUAGUAGGUCAACUCUUUAGUUGAUUAUAUUCACUAAACACUAAUUAGCAUCUCAUAUUUGAUUAAUAGUUUCAAGUAAUAUUUUGCUCCGCCAUCAACUCAUCUCCAUGUAACUUGAUCCUCUGCUUCUCCUUGGCUACUCCAGACUACAUACAGAAUGGAAAGUCAGCUAUUCAAGGUUCACGUUACAAGUAUGGCAGUUUUUGAUUAGCAAUGGUACUGCUAUCAUUGUCUAUCAUUCAACAAAGCAGAAAGUUCUAUUUUUUUCUCGCUCUGCUCUGUUGCCAGAUCGUCUUUGUAGAAUUAAUUAUUAAUUAACAAAGUAUUUUAUCAUAAUAUUAUGAAAAAUCAUUAUGAAAUUAUUGUAAAAUAUAAUUUCUUGCUUGAUAGAAUAUAAUUGAUUACUGUAUUUUUAAUAUUACAUCGAUAAAUCUGCAUCAGCUACCGUCUAUUGAAGGCAUUGACAAGACAGAGGAUCGGCAACGCUCUUCUCCACUGCCAUCAUAACGGGGACCCCACUACAGUAUCUUGACGCCAAAAACCCCAUCUUGAAAUAAAGUCUAGAAUUGUAAUAGUAGCGGUAAUUUUAAUUUCUAAAAAGAUGGCACUGUCUCAUGACGUGGUCUUAGUGCACCCAAGUCUUGGCGUCAUGUAAAUGCAUUGGUUGGAUUGAUACUUUCCAUUCUUCAUGUAUUCUGUGCCUAGGUAUCCUCAAAUGUGCAGUUACCUUGAUAUCAUUAAUUUAAUGUGGCUUGAAUACUGCAAUUGGGAUUUAUCAUUGAGACUUGUUUGAUUUUUAGAUGAGAUUGAGAGUACUACUACAGUAAAGAUUUAUUACAGGAUUAAUUUAAGUUACACAAUGCUUCCAUCGAUUCGUUUGAUAGGGUCGCCACUACAGCUAUUUAUGUUAUAUAUCUUCAAUAAUUUCCUUAUUGAGAGAUUCUUGAGCACAGUCUAUCUGUAUUCUGUAUACAGAAGGUCUUCUGUAUUUUUUCAUCCUAUUCAUUUGUGAAUCCUACUUUAUUUAUCUAGAAGUGAACUUUAUCCGAGUACUGCUCUAUGCAAUAGAGACAAAUUUUCUUGUGAUUUGAAAUUAUUAGUUUUCAUAAAUGUGUGGAUAAUUUAUUGUGAGAUUUUUAAAGAAAUUUAUGAUAAUUUUGGACAUAACAGAAAAUAGAUAUAAACUGAAUAUGAAUUUGUAAUAUUGCUAAUAUUCUUAUUCACCCAGCCUCGCAGUGAACUGUAUCAAUUAAGUGAUUUAGUCAUUUGAUGAAUAUUUUAAUGUAGAAAUUUGUUCUCACCGAAACCGCUCGUCAUAUUCUGCUUAUCUAGUCUCUUAGAAUUGAGAAUAAAAUUAGAAUUGGGAUAUUAAAUUUGAAUACAUAGUCUCUUAGAAUAUUUCCAAACAUUUCGUAGGCCUAUUCAUAUUUUCUAUUCGAAUCAAUGGGAUAUUGAAUUUUAAUUGCAAGUUCCAAUUUUAGUUAGUAAGGAACAAUUAUUAAUAAUUCUUUUCAAACAUAAGAUGAAGAUGAUUGCUAAAUUUAGUACCUAAUUAUAUUUAUAGAAAAAGCGUUUUAAAAAGCAGUUUACAACUUUAAUCAUUUAUAACAUUAUUUCAAAAUAGAUAUAGAGCUGUAUUUGGUUUUGUAGCAAAAGCAAAAAACUCAAGAAUAGUUAGAUAUUGCAAAAUCCUGUAAUAACAAACGAUAUCUGUAGUUGCGUUAAAAAUUGAUGCCUCCACUGGACCCAAAAGUGCUAAAACAGCCAUCAUUACCCAAGAUAAGAAAAUUUCAGGGAUAAUUUAUUUGGAUAUAU
Messenger RNA from Nilaparvata lugens (brown planthopper), 4193 nucleotides. Its product is annotated as gastrula zinc finger protein XlCGF57.1-like. NCBI's taxonomy places the organism in Eukaryota, Metazoa, Arthropoda, Insecta, Hemiptera, Delphacidae. Gene Ontology annotation, cellular component: nucleus. Gene Ontology annotation, molecular function: RNA polymerase II cis-regulatory region sequence-specific DNA binding; DNA-binding transcription activator activity, RNA polymerase II-specific. Gene Ontology annotation, biological process: regulation of transcription by RNA polymerase II. The record is from RefSeq and is a predicted model, not a curated record. The coding region runs from base 203 to 2317 and encodes 704 amino acids. The transcript is spliced from 4 exons.